GGCGGGGCGGGGCGUCGCGUCGCUGACGCCGGAUGAGGAGAAUCCGAGGGGGAAGUUUGGUGGCUGUUGCCCCGGGCUGUGAGAGGAAGCAGAGGGAUCUGCCCCCCCUUUAGGUCGUUGGUAUGGGCAACCGAGGAAUGGAGGAGCUGAUCCCGUUGGUGAACAAGCUACAGGAUGCAUUCAGCUCUAUCGGACAGAGUUGCCACCUCGACCUGCCGCAAAUCGCCGUGGUGGGCGGUCAGAGCGCAGGCAAGAGCUCUGUCCUCGAGAACUUCGUUGGCCGAGAUUUCCUGCCCCGUGGAUCUGGAAUUGUUACCAGGCGUCCCCUCAUUCUUCAGCUUAUCUUCUCUAAAACAGAAUAUGCUGAGUUUUUGCACUGCAAGUCUAAGAAGUUUACAGAUUUUGAUGAAGUCCGGCAGGAGAUUGAAGCAGAGACGGACAGGGUCACAGGAACAAACAAAGGCAUCUCUCCUGUCCCCAUCAAUCUGAGAGUGUACUCGCCACAUGUGUUGAAUCUGACAUUGAUUGACCUUCCAGGUAUUACUAAGGUGCCAGUGGGUGACCAACCCCAGGACAUUGAGUACCAGAUAAAAGAUAUGAUUUUGCAGUUCAUCAGCAGAGAGAGCAGCUUGAUUCUUGCUGUGACUCCAGCCAACAUGGAUUUGGCCAACUCAGAUGCUCUCAAAAUGGCCAAAGAAGUUGACCCACAAGGCUUACGGACUAUUGGGGUAAUAACCAAGCUAGACCUGAUGGAUGAGGGCACUGAUGCUAGAGAUGUUCUGGAGAACAAACUCUUGCCUCUUCGAAGAGGCUACAUGGGAGUUGUGAAUCGGAGCCAAAAGGAUAUUGAUGGUAAGAAGGACAUCAGAGCAGCACUGGCAGCUGAGCGCAAGUUCUUCCUUUCCCAUCCUGCUUACAGACACAUGGCAGACCGCAUGGGAACCCCUCACUUGCAGAAGAUCCUCAACCAGCAAUUGACAAACCAUAUCCGGGAGACUCUGCCAUCACUGCGCAGCAAACUCCAGAGCCAGCUUCUGUCCCUUGAAAAAGAAGUGGAGGAAUACAAGAACUUCUGCCCUGAUGACCCUACGCGGAAAACCAAAGCCUUGCUUCAGAUGGUCCAACAGUUUGCAGUGGACUUUGAGAAGCGAAUUGAAGGCUCUGGAGACCAGGUAGACACACUAGAACUAUCAGGCGGAGCCCGAAUAAACCGCAUCUUCCACGAAAGAUUCCCUUUUGAACUUGUCAAGAUGGAGUUUGAUGAGAAGGAUUUGAGACGAGAAAUCAGCUAUGCAAUCAAAAACAUACAUGGUGUAAGGACGGGGCUCUUCACGCCUGACAUGGCUUUUGAAGCUAUAGUGAAAAAACAGAUUAUAAAGCUCAAAGAGCCCAGUUUGAAGUGUGUUGAUCUGGUGGUCUCAGAACUGGCCAUGGUCAUUAAAAAGUGUGCAGAGAAGCUUGGUUCCUACCCUAGACUUCGAGAAGAAACAGAGAGAAUUGUUACUACAUACAUCAGAGAACGAGAAGGGAAAACCAAGGACCAGAUUCUCCUGUUGAUUGACAUAGAGCUGUCCUACAUCAACACUAACCAUGAAGACUUCAUUGGAUUUGCCAACUGUUACACUGAGCAGCACAUGGCGGCUGGCGCACAGCAAAGGAGCACCCAAGCAAAUAAGAAAAGAGCAAUCCCAAAUCAGGGUGAGAUACUGGUCAUCCGACGAGGCUGGCUGACCAUCAACAACAUUAGCAUCAUGAAAGGUGGCUCUAAGGAGUAUUGGUUCGUCUUGACAGCAGAGAGCUUGUCUUGGUACAAGGAUGAAGAGGAGAAGGAGAAGAAAUACAUGCUCCCUCUGGACAACCUAAAAAUUAGAGAUGUGGAGAAAGGCUUCAUGUCCAACAAGCACGUAUUUGCUAUCUUUAACACUGAGCAAAGGAAUGUAUAUAAAGACCUGCGCCAGAUUGAGCUUGCGUGCGACUCUCAGGAAGAUGUGGACAGCUGGAAAGCCUCCUUCCUCCGUGCUGGUGUUUACCCUGAAAAAGACCAAGUGGAGAAUGAAGAUGGAGCCCAGGAAAACACCUUUUCCAUGGAUCCUCAGCUAGAGCGCCAAGUGGAAACCAUCCGCAAUCUUGUUGACUCGUAUGUUGGGAUCAUCAACAAGUCUAUCCGGGAUCUUAUGCCAAAGACAAUAAUGCAUCUAAUGAUAAAUAAUACCAAGGAUUUCAUCCACUCGGAGCUGCUGGCGUACCUGUACUCCUCUGCAGACCAAAACAGCUUGAUGGAGGAGUCUGCAGACCAGGCACAGCGCAGGGAUGACAUGUUGCGAAUGUACCAUGCCCUGAAGGAGGCCUUGAACAUAAUUGGAGAUAUCAGUACCAGCACAAUUUCAACACCAGUUCCUCCUCCUGUGGAUGACACAUGGCUGCAGGCAGGGACUAGUGGGCACAGCCCAACACCACAGCGCAGGCCUCCUUCUACUGUGUUGCCACCAGGGAGACCCCCAGCGGUGAGGGGCCCUAUGCCAGGCCCCCCUUUGAUCCCAGUACCUGCAGCAGGCUCUUCCUCUUUCGUGGCACCUCCCAUUCCUUCACGCCCUGGACCGCAAAGUGCAUUUAUUACUAAUAAUGACCCUUUUUUAGCUCCACCUCAGAUUCCUUCACGGCCAGCACGUGUUCCACCCAGUAUCCCUCCAGGCGUGCCCAGCAGAAGACCGCCGGCAGCACCAAACCGGCCCACCAUUAUCAGACCUGCGGAGCCCUCCUUAUUAGACUAACCACUACCAGUACGAGGGAGAGCUGUUGCUUGUUAACUAUCUCGUGGAGAGAAAUGCCUUAUCUCUUUUGUAAAAGAGCUCUUUGCAAUUAUGAUCAACUGUAGCCAAGGCCCAUUUCCCUCUCCCCCAUAUUCCCCCCAUAGCACAACCACAGUGGCCGUCACCAUGGGAUGGGUGCUGUUGGGUGAUUGCCUGUAAAUAGCUCUGAGAGGCCAAGCAUUCCUUGUUGUAGUUCCCUCUCUGUCCUUGGGUCUUGGCUAAGGAAUCUUCUCCUCUGGGAAAUGGGGGGAGGGGGUAGUUUCUUCACCUUCUCCCAGUGGCCAUACCAGACCCAUUCCACAUGGGAACAUGGAGUAUUCUGUUUUGUGGAGGGUUUUUUUGCACUUUGCCGAAAAUACAGAAAGGAGGGUUUGUUUGUGAAUGUGUGAAAAUAGGGAGUUUGCAUUUCCACCAACACUUGUGAAUUAAGCACAUAGAAUCUCCUUUUGCCAUUCAUGUUGAUUAGAUUUGUCCACCUCUUUCCCCACACUGCCCCCAGCCUAUGGAUUUAUUUGUAUUAUAAUAUAUAUAAAUUCUCCCCCUUUGAUUACCUUUUCUUUCUCUCUAUAAAUGUCAAUGCAAAAUUUGAUUAGUUAAUUUCAAUGUUAUAAUUUUGAAGAAAAAAUGAAAUAAUGGGACUGCAGAUAGCAAAUUGCUUAUACAUUCAAUUAAUUGAACUGGAGCAAGACUUUGCCAAGCAGAAUAAUUGGGAAGAGGAAGUCGCUGGGUUGCUUGUAAGCCUCAAGUAUAAUGCUGACUUGCAUACCAUACCACCCUCUACACAACCAGUGCUUAUGCUUAAACGGAAACAGCUCGCCUUGCCAGCUGUGGCCUGGAAAGGCGUGAUUGGUGGUCCCUCCUAAUUUACACCAGGAAGACAUCCAGGUGGCAGGAUGUCUUAGCCCUUACAAGCUAUAAACUGGCUGUUCCCUGAUGGAUUGGGUCUGCUGGAAAGCCUUUCCAUCCUUAAUCAAAAGAGUGACUUUGUGCCAUGACAGAAACAUCCUCUCCUUGAGAUCACCUGUACUGCAGCUUACCUCUGUCUUUAGGCUGAGAUAGGUUCUUCAUGCAAACGAUGUCCAUAAUAGGCCUCAUGGCACUAGUGCUGCAAGGUCCCACUAUCCCACAGAAGCUCCCAUUAGAGUCUGUGGUCCAUCAGAGUUUGUGUGUGUGCGUGUGUGUGUUUUGGUUGGGCGCUCCAUAUCUAGAGCCUGAGAGUUUGUGGAAUAACACUGGAACCUUCUCAACAGCAUUAGUAAAGCACUCUGCCCUCCCUGGGCUGUGGUUGUAUAUAUUUCUUCCUAAAGACAGACUGUAUUAAUACUUGUAUAAAUUCUAGAUUUUUAAAAAAGAAUCAUCAAUUAAACCCAGCCCUCAUUAUACAAACCUAUCAGGGAUACCUCAGCCCUUCCUGAGAUGAGACAAAAGGAAUAGGAACACACACACCACCCGCCUUCAAUGUUUCCUUCCAGUGGCCUCCUCCCUUUCUGCCUUCCUGGGGCAGUAGUUCCUUGCUUUGUGUCCUGGAGGGUAUGACACUUCCAUAGACAGUGCUAACUCUGUGCCUUUACUGCUGGAAUGAUAUGCUGACUGCCUUAAUAACCAGUGUUGCCUUCCUAUAAAUGCCCCUCUGCUUCCAAAGACACCAUUGUGGGCUUUGGCCCUCUUUUGCAGAGCAUGUCGUAACUUCCUGCCACUUACUGCCCACUGUUCACUUACCAAACAGCUGGCAUUUGCCUUGGUAGCAUGGACCUCUACUUUAAUUCACUUUGCUCUUAUUGCUUCCUGUUGACUCUUCGUGUUACCGUGAGUGAAGGGGCUGUGGGACCGUCUCUUCCUCAUCUCCCAACAGUUUUGAGAUAAGUGCCUCCAUUAUGUAUCCUAUUAAUAAACUAAAAAAUAAAGGGAAAUUCUGCUGGUGGAAAGUCUCUGGCAGCCUGUGGGGUUGAGGUUGGGGUGUGUGUGUGUGUUUUGACUUCUGUUGGUUCUCAAAAUGUCUACACUUGGGGGACAUUGAGUUAAUACUGAGCAGAAGAAAUUAAAGCUCAGUUUGAGUUUCUUGAGCAGCAUCUUUUUCCCGAAUGACUGAUUGCUCAACCCUGCCCAGUUUGAUUUUGAAUGGGAGAUAGUUGUACAAUAUACCAUAAUAAAACAAGCUAAAAGUAAUCUGAGUUACCACGUUAAUAAGGCUUGAGGAGAUUUAGCUAUGGCUAACGUAUUCAUCCUAUCGUUUUAUGGCUGUUCAUAGACAUUGAUUCCCGUACUGUUUGCUGCUGCUUCAGUACCACCACCACCCAUUUUCAAGUGAUCACAGCCAUUCAUGCUUGAUGUGAUAACAUCACAGUGCUUCAUACUGAGACAGGUUUAGCUGGUGUGCUGGUAUCACUAAAGGCAAAUGAAGGGUAUUUACAGUGCUUCCUAUUACUGGUCACAUAGCGUGAACUGAGACAGUGAGGGAUCACUCUUACCAAUUGAACAUUUUCACAGCAUUCACUGAAAAGGAUGAAAACUGUUGUUUUGAAAUAGCUUCCCUCCCUUUAGAAUGAAAAUUAAUUAUCAUGGAACAACCAAUUACAAAUGAACAAGCUUUUACAGAUAGCUGUUGUAGGACACAUUGGAAUAUUUUUUUUGCAGCUGCUACCUGCUAUUUUAGAAGUUGCUUCAUGGUCCGUCCAUAUAGUAAAUGUACCUUGUGGAGAGGGGUAAUCAAGAGUUCAGAGAGGCUGUUACAUACUCAGCAAUCACACCUCCUUGGGAAGUCUCAGUACAAAUACUGUACCAUGCUUAGAAGAUCUUGCCUGCAAGCAGUGAAGAAUAGAUUGCUACCGAAAAACUUGCAAGAGACACAUGCUGUCAGUCAUGUGACAACUUCUGAGGAAAUAAAGCACCUAAAAUAGCAUAUAUAUAUAUAUAUAUAAUUUGACCAAACUGUUGAUAAUUUGAUCAAACUUUGUAGUUGUACUUUCAUUAUAUGGAGAUUACAUGAUACAUAU
Rhineura floridana is the source of this 5803-nucleotide messenger RNA. RefSeq names its product dynamin 2 (gene DNM2). Gene Ontology annotation, molecular function: microtubule binding; GTPase activity; GTP binding. The transcript has 22 exons. Gene Ontology annotation, cellular component: membrane; cytoplasm; microtubule. The record is from RefSeq and is a predicted model, not a curated record. NCBI's taxonomy places the organism in Eukaryota, Metazoa, Chordata, Lepidosauria, Squamata, Rhineuridae. Bases 123 to 2771 code for a protein of 882 amino acids.